This is a messenger RNA of Brachypodium distachyon (stiff brome), 1160 nucleotides long. Its product is annotated as ethylene-responsive transcription factor 4. Gene Ontology annotation, biological process: regulation of DNA-templated transcription. Lineage: Eukaryota; Viridiplantae; Streptophyta; Magnoliopsida; Poales; Poaceae. Gene Ontology annotation, molecular function: DNA binding; DNA-binding transcription factor activity. Bases 153 to 803 code for a protein of 216 amino acids. The record is from RefSeq and is a predicted model, not a curated record. The transcript has a single exon.
UCCCUUUCCUCAUCCCCCUCCCACUCCAAACCCAACCAAACCAGGCAACGCAAAGCGCGAGCGCAACCACGCCGCACCGGACGACGACAACAGCAACCGGGCUGCGGGUCCAACACUUGGCGUUUCCACGAGCGCGCGCGCCCUUCGUCGACAUGGCUCCCAAGAACGCGCUCCCCGUGGCCGCCGCCGCCGCCGACGGCGGCGUGGAGCCGAGGUUCCGCGGGGUGCGGAAGCGGCCGUGGGGCAGGUACGCGGCGGAGAUCCGCGACCCGGCCAGGAAGGCGCGCGUGUGGCUCGGCACCUUCGACACCGCCGAGGCCGCGGCGCGCGCCUACGACGCCGCCGCGCUCCACUACCGCGGGCCGAAAGCCAAGACCAACUUCCCCGUCGCCGCCGGCUUCGCGCACAUCCAGGCCCCCCUGCCGCCGCCCAAGGCGCUGGCCGUCAGCCCGAGCAGCAGCACGGUCGAGUCGUCCUCCCGGGACACGCCCGCGGCUGUUGCUGCCCCGGUUGCCCCUCCGCCGGCGCUCGAUCUGAGCCUGGCGAUGCCGGCCAUGGUGGCGGCGCAGCCCUUCCUGUUCCUCGACCCCAGGGUCGCGGUGACCGUGGCCGUCGCGGCGCCUGCGCUGGCGCCCGUGCCUCGCCGGCCAGCUGCUGCGGCGGCGGUCAACGAGAAGAAGAAGGCGGUGUCCCGCGAGGAAGAGCAGAGCGACACGGGGUCGUCGUCAUCCGUGGUGGACGCCUCGCCGGCCGUCGGCAUCGGGUUCGACCUGAACCUGCCGCCGCCGGCCGACCUGGCCUAGGAGAUCGAUCGAUCGAUCGCCCGCCCGAUGACAACACCAACUCUCCUGAAGUAAAGCUCUCUCCGGUAGAAAAGUUUAGGAACGGCGUGUAUUAGUAAGAGGUUAAAGUCGAUCGUUUAAUUGCCAGGAUCGUCGUCGCUCGAUUGGGCAACUAGGGUGUACAUAGAUCGCGUGUCGCGUGUGUUCUUUUUUUUGCAUGGGGAGAUAGGUAAGAGAAGAAGUUCGCUACUCCCAAUGUUACGAAAUUCCUUUAAGCAAGGAAAAAGGAAAAACAAAAGAAAAAGCAGAGCAUUUUGUUGUUCAGUGUAAUUUUUUUAAUCUCUGAUCGAUUAAUGAGAAAUUUAUGAUUUCCAUUCA